GGACUUCGACUACCAUUGAUUCCGACAUUCCGUGUUGACGUUCAACCGGCUUUGCAGUUUGUUGUACGAAUUUGUACGAAAAGUGUAAAAAACUUGACAACGAGAAAUACGUUUAUUUGCGCGCGUUACUAGUUAUCCUCAGGUUUUUAAGUCGAAGUGUUGUGAUCAUUAUGUGCGUCAGCCGAAAGGGGUUUACUGAUCGGAUACCCGACAGUGACCAGUCGUCGUCGAAUCACGGUUGAGCAACAGUUUGAACCCAACGCCGCGAUAACACCGUUUACUAUGGAUAGUGUGCGAGCUCUUGAAGUAAUGGGUCUUCUUCAAGAGAAGAUCGCAUUCCUCACUGGUGGUCGAGACAAACGAGGGGCGCCUGUAGUUACAUUUCCCGCUACUCCAAGAAGAGAACGCGCUAAACUUGAAGAUUAUCGACGGUUAUUGCAAUAUUUUGGAUCUAUACCUCCGCGUGAAGCUAAAGAAUCAGGUUUAGUAGCAGUGAUUGAUAUGCGAGGUGGUUCUGGCUGGUCAUCUGUAAAACCAAUCUUGAAAGCCCUCCAAGAUUGGUGUGCUGGAGGCAAUGGGAACCAUGUGUAUGCUGUAUACGUUGUAAAACCUGAUAAUUUUUGGCAUAAACAACGGACCAGUAUGGCUAGUCAUAAAUAUAAAUUUGAAACAACAAUGGUUAAUUUAGAAGGUAUAUCUAAGUUUAUAGACUCUACACAAUUGACAUCAGAUCUCGAUGGAUCUUUACACUAUGAUCAUGCCCAAUGGAUUGAUAUUCGAUUAAGUAUUGAAGAAUUCAUGUGGCAAGCAGCUGAUUUGUUAGAUCGAUUGGAUGAUUUACAAGAAGAUUUGAGUCGAAACGAUUGUAGAGAUGAUAUUGCUGGUGCCAAACUUGCCCUUGACUUUCAUACCGACAUGAAAAAGAAAGUACUUAAAACUCCAGUAGAGGAUAUGGAUUUAGCUGGUCAGCAACUAUUGCAAAGAUUAUCUGGGGAUAAUAAUAGUGGUUAUGAUUCUGGUUAUUCUGGACGUGAUAGUGAAGCUAGCAAUGGUAUUAGUAAUCCAGAUUUACAAGCAUCAGUUCCACAAAUACUUCAGCAAUUAGAUACCAUUAGAACGUCUCAUAAACAUGUAUUACAGCUAUGGCAGCAUAAAAAACUAAAAUUAGAUCAAUGCUUCCAGUUGAGACUGUUUGAACAAGAUUGUGAAAAGAUGUUUGAUUGGAUUUGUCAUAAUCGGGAUGUAUUUUUGAUGAGUUAUGUUGAAAUUGGACAUUCUUAUCAGCUUGCCAAAGAUAUACAAGAAGAGCACAAUCAUUUCACUAUGAGUUCCAUGAAUGUGUAUGUGAACAUAAAUCGAAUCGUAGCUGUUGCACAUCGUAUGAUAGAAUCUGGACAUUAUGCUUCUAAUCAUAUAAGAACAGUUGCUCAAAGAUUAGAUAGAACAUGGAAACAAUUUGCUGCUGGAUUAGAUGAACGAACAUCAGUGUUAGCAUUAUCUGUUUUAUUUCAUCAUAAAGCUCAGCAGUAUGUGGAAAAUGUACCAAACUGGGACGAGGCUAUAGAAAAUGUUACCAUACCAAAUGAAAUUAUGGUGUUAGAAAAUUCAAUUCAUCAACAUCAGAAUUUGUAUGAACUCAUGUGCCAAGCAUACACUGAGGUUCAUAGCACGAGUAAGAAGCUGCUCUAUCAGUUGGACCAUUUGGUUCAGGUGUGUAACCAAAGUGACUUGACACCAGUCGCUGAACAACAUCAUAAACAUUUGGAUAGUGGAUCAGAUUCUUCUGCCAACACAACUAAGACAGUUGGAACUAACCAUCAACAAGCUGCAGCCGAUUAUUCUGAAGGAGCUAGUCAUGUACUUGCUGUCAUACACCAAAUUUUAAACCAUCAUAGAAGUCUAGAACAUCGAUGGCAUUCUAAAAAGAUAAGACUUCAUCAGAAAUUAGCAUUACGAUUAUUUCAAGAAGAUGUUAAACAAGUUCUUGACUGGUUGUCUAAUCACGGAGAAGUAUUUUUAAGAAAGAAUACAGGAAUUGGACGAACAUUACAAAAAGCUCGGGUUUACCAAAAAAGUCAUGAACAUUUCGAAAAUGUGGCCCAGAAUACAUAUACUAAUGCUGAGAAAUUGCUGACGGCUGCGGAAGAACUGUCCCAAACCGGCGAAUGUGACGCAUCUGACAUUUGCUCGGUGGCCGCCGAACUUGAAAGUCAUGUAGCCGCUUUUGCGGCGCGUGUUCAAGCUAGAAGGCGGCGUUUGCAGAGAGCCGUGAAUUUUUAUACGCAUCAGUCAGAGCUCCAAGGCUGGCUCGAUGAACUCAGAGCUGAAAUCGACGGGUGUGAUGAGGCAGCAGACACUCUGGAAGGAACUGAAAGAGCUCUAGAACAAGUUAGCCAUCAGCGGGAUUCUUGCUUGGACGCUUGCCAUUCAACGAUAACUGAAGGGGAGGCAUUGUUACAAGAACUGAGAAGUGGAGGCGUUACUGCUGAAAUGGACCCCACCGGAUCAGUUGCUGCGGUAGAUGCCGCACUUGAACGAUUAAAUAAACAACGUUUAGAGUUAGAACAACUCUGGGCAACUCGAAAAUUAAAAUUGGAUUUAUGUCUAAGACUACGGAUUUUUGAAAGAGAUGCACUUGAAGUGUCCUCACAAUUGGAGCUUUGGGCAAAUGAAUUAGAACGAAAUCAAAACGAAGUGAUAACAACAUUAUCGGAAGCAGAGUCACGGUUAUCGCGCCACAAUGAUUCAGUGACACAAAUGCAAGCAGCUGUUUAUCAAGCACUGGAACAAGGCGAACAAUUAGCUCAAGUAUUGGAUAAAUCUGGAGUUGGUGUAAUGGCUGACAGUCAAUAUACUGCCCAAACUAGAGUACAAGUGUUGCUUGAGUUUUUACAUGAACGCCAUAUGGACUUGGUAGAGUUAUCUGAAAUCAAACGCAGCCGACUUGAUCAAGCUGUUCAAUUGUGUCAAUUUAAUAAUGAUGCAUCACAAGUAAUAAGUUGGAUUCGUAACGGUGAAUCAAUGCUAUCGGCAAAUUUCACUAUUCCAAACUGCUUAGUAGAUGCAGAAAUUCUAAAGAAAGAACAUGAACAAUUUCAAGUUGCAAUUGAAAAAACUCAUUCAGCUGCUGUUCAAGUAAAACAAUUGGCAGAAUCUCUUGUAUCAUCCAAUCAUUAUGACUCAACUGCAGUUAAAGAAAUGGCUAUAGAGGUGACUAAACGAUGGCAACAGUUGGUUACAUGUGCUGAAGAAAGGCACAAAUUAGUUACUGCUAGUCUGAACUUUUAUAAAACUGCAGAACAAGUAUGUUCUGUUAUGGAUAGUCUUGAACGAGAGUACCGCCGUGAGGAAGAUUGGUGUGGUGGUGGAACUAUUGAAGCUGAUAAAUUAGGACAACUUUGUACUAAACAUCAAGAACAAAAAGAAGCUUUCCUAAAAGCAUGUACAUUGGCUAGGCGAACAGCUGAGACAUUUUUAAAAUAUACUAAUCGUAGCUUGCAGUAUUAUAGCUGUACUAAUCAAUCUAUAGCUACUGUGGAUACGGCUUCUGAAGCUCGAGUUAAAAACAUUCUUGAAAAAUUAUCGGGUCAGGAAAACAAGGUACUGGACCAUUGGUCACAAAGAAAAAAACGACUUGAUCAGUGUCAACAGUUUGUGUUAUUUGAUAAGUCAGCUAAACAAGCUAUGGAAUGGAUACAUAAUGCUGGUGAACAAUAUCUAAAUACUCAUACUACUGUUGGUGCUACACAGGAUGAAACAAGACAUUUACUUCAUGAACACAACGAGUUUAAGACAUCAGCAAAAGAAACACGUGAAAAAGUUAAAUUGUUAAUACAGUUGGCAGAUAAUUUAGUAGAAAAAGGCCAUGCUCACGCCAACGCCAUAAAGCAAUGGGUGGCGGCAGUUGACAAUACCUAUAAACAUUUUAGCUCUAGAAUGGAUAAAUAUAGGUUUGAAUUGGAAAAAAGUUUAGGCAUUCAAGAGCAUGUUGACACUCGUGAUCUUUCCUUUGAUAGAAACUCAGAUCCAAAUUUAGAGCAAAAAGUAAAAGAAUCAACUAAAGAUUUGAAAGAACUAAAUGAAGAAAAAAGGAGAUCAGCUAGAAGAAAAGAAUUCAUUAUGGCGGAACUUCUUCAAACUGAAAGAACCUAUGUGAAAGACUUGGAUGUUUGCAUUAAAGCCUACUUAGAUGAAAUACGAGCUCUUCAAAAUGUUCCAAUAGGACUUCAUGGACGAAUUGAUAUUUUAUUCGGCAACAUUGAAGAUAUACGCAAUUUUCAUAGAGAUGUUUUUAUCAAAGAACUGGAAAAAUAUGAAACAAUGCCUGAAGACGUGGGGCAUUGUUUUGUCACAUGGGCACAAAAAUUUGAUAUGUAUGUGAAAUAUUGUAAAAAUAAACCAGAGUCUAAUGCCAUACUAGUACAACAUUCUGGUUCGUGUGGUGGUGUUUUUGAAGAGCUUCAAAAAAAACAUAACAUUGAUCAUCCUAUUGCUGCUUAUUUAAUAAAACCAGUACAAAGAAUCACAAAGUACCAGUUGCUGUUAAAAGAUCUCCAAUCAUGUUGUAAAGAAGGCCAAGGAGAAAUUAAAGAUGGUUUGGAUGUGAUGUUGAGUGUUCCUAGAAAGGCCAAUGAUGCUUUGCAUCUAUCCUUAUUAGAAGGAUGUGAUAUUUCUACCGAUGAGCUUGGUGAUGUUGUUGUACAAGAUACAUUGUAUGUUUCUGAUUCAAGACAUCACCUAUUACGUAAAAGCCGUGAAAGACAUUGUUUUUUAUUUGAGUUGUAUUUAGUAUUUGCCAAACACGUAAAAGAUCACUCUAACAAUCCUAAAGUUAAAUACUUAUAUAAAAACAAACUCAUGACUUCAGAACUUGGAGUAACUGAGCACAUAGAAGGAGAUGAAUGUAAAUUUGCUGUAUGGACUGGUCGUGCACCAAUUUCAGAUUACCGUAUUGUGUUGAAAGCUUCCACAUUAGAAGCAAAACAAACAUGGGUGAAAAAACUCAGGGAAGUAAUUCAAGAGACAUACUUCAACUCUGCUUUGAGAAUGUAUAUGCCCAAGAGUCCAGCUAAACUUAAACCUGACAGUCAACGAUCUAGCCGAGAUUUAGAAGAAGAAAACUUGGACCGAGGAUCAUUGGCUUCUUUUGGAUCAGGCAACACUACAGAUUCAGACAAGAACUCUGGCGUGGAGAUGACUUGGGUGAUCGCGGACUUCACAGCAACGGCCGCCGGCCAAGUAACCGUUUCCAAAGGUCAGCAGGUAGAGCUCCUGGACUGCUGUAGUGGUACGAGUGAAAUGGUUUUAGUGCGCGUACCGUCCGACUGUACUGAAGGAAUGGUGCCACAUAUCGUACUCAAGCAACCGCCGUCACUUAAGUCACCGCAGGCCACAGAAACUACCUCAGGAGAAUGUGCGGAUAAUGCUGCAACCACCGUUACAACAUCUUUAGUUUGCAACAAUUCACCAGUGACCAAAAGACGUGUUUUCAGCGGGAGGAUGUGGAUCCCACAACCGUUGAGGAAAUUCAGCAACGGUAGCAAAGUCGACAAAAACCAUGUGCAGUCAUCGGCCAAAAAGGGAUCGGAUAAAAAAUUCAAAUCACCCGUCAGUGAAGCCACCAAAUCGUUACCGAACGAAGAUGAACAGAACGGUGAAGAACCUGAUGACGAACUUGAAUUACCUCCGCCCAUGAAACCCAUUUCCGAGUCAAUUUUGGUGAAUACUUCUGACUCGACCACAGUCGUCUCACAAAGAACCUCGGGACUGUCGGCGGAAGUGACAGCCUCUUCUUCGGCCGAUUUAGCUGAAAUCGAACAAAUCGUCAAAGAUAGAAUGGAACAACACACUACCACCGCCGCAGCUGCCGCCGCCGCCUCCGCCUCCGCCGCUUCCUCGUCCGUUUCUAUCGCCACUCCUACCAUCUUCCCUUCCGACAAGAUGACUGGUGAGUCGAGACUGAAAAACGACGAUGUUGAGUGUGAAGAGGCGCUGCAUAAACGGGAGUACGUUAUGAGAGAGCUAGUCGAGACCGAACGGGAUUAUGUCAGAGACUUGUCGUUAGUGGUUGAAGGCUACAUGACUGUGAUGAGAGAUCCCGAAGCAGCCGGCUGUGACAUCCCCAUGCCUGACGACUUAAGGUCUGGCAAGGAUAAAAUGAUCUUCGGUAACAUCGAACUUAUUUACGAAUGGCACAGAGACGUAUUUUUGGCGGCUGUUGAGCGAUGUCUCACCCGACCGCACGAGCUCGGCAAACUGUUCAAAAAAUACGAACGCAAGCUUUUAAUGUACGUGGUUUACUGUCAAAACAAGCCAGUUUCCGAGUAUCUCGUUUCUGAUCACAACGACUAUUUUGAGGAAAUGCGUCAGUUCCUAGGUCACAAGCUCCAGCUAAGUGACAUUCUCAUCAAACCUGUGCAGAGGAUUAUGAAAUACCAGCUGUUGUUGCGGGACAUGUUCAAGUAUACAGAGCGGGCCAAACUGGCAGACGAGAUGGAAGCCCUACGGCAAGCUAUGCACGUCAUGCAAGUAGUUCCUAAGGCAGCCAACGACAUGAUGGAUGUUGGUCGGUUGCAAGGUUUCGACGGCAAAAUUACCGCUCAGGGUAAGCUGCUGUUACACGGCAUGUUGACGUGCGCUGAGGGUCCUAGCUGCAACCCGAACCGAGUACCACCACACAGGGACCUGCACGUAUUCCUGUUUGAACAGAGCAUAAUACUCAGCGAAGAAAUGCGCAAGAAGGCGCAGUUUAGCAGCCCGGUGUAUGUUUACAAGGCGCACAUACAGGUGAACAAAAUGACUCUGGAUGAGAGGCACGGUUCAUCCAGUAGUAACUCAUCCGACGACUCAUCAGAUGGGUCGUUUAUUAUCAAAUCCACCGACCCCAAGAGGCCGCCGCUAUGGUUCGUAUGUCAUGCGCAUAGUGCCGAAUCGCGUGCUGAAUGGUUGCAAAACCUCAGGCAAAUAUUACAGACUCAACAAGACUUCCUGAAAGCCAUACAAUCGCCCAUAGCGUAUCAAAAAGAACAGACGAAGGAGGCCAGUUAGUUGGCAAAGUAUGUCACGACAAAUAAAUAAAAGAAAAAUAUUAAAUUACUAUUUUACUAUAUCGUCGAUUGUGAUGGUUUAGUACGAUUGUGUUCGGCACAUUGACAAUUUAAGUCUGAUCAUGUCCCCAAGCAGAUUAAAUAUUAUUAUAAUUAUUAUUAUAUUAUAAUUAUCAAGACGACAUUCCUAUUUUACAUUAUCUUUUAAAUUUUUAUCUAAGUAGUUUUUAAACAUAAUCGAAGAAAAUAACACUAUUUGUUUUUACAUUUAAGAUACCAUCGAUUAAAUAUAAUCAUCACUUGAAAUUGACUUAACUUUAGAGCUUUCUAGAGGAUAUAUAUAUUUAUGUAUUAUUUUAAUAUUUUCUAUGAAAACAUCGAUUUUCAAGAAAGAAAUCUCAGUAUAGACAACGAUUACAUACAAGUAAUUUGUUUAAUGUUCCAUAUAAACAUCUUGAGGUUCUUUUUUUUUUUAAGGGUCUAGUCAAAUGUUUAUUUAGACUAAUUUAUAUUUUAUAACUUUUUUUUACUGUAAUA
Messenger RNA from Rhopalosiphum maidis (corn leaf aphid), 7583 nucleotides. Its product is annotated as triple functional domain protein-like. The record is from RefSeq and is a predicted model, not a curated record. Gene Ontology annotation, cellular component: cytoplasm. Lineage: Eukaryota; Metazoa; Arthropoda; Insecta; Hemiptera; Aphididae. Gene Ontology annotation, biological process: intracellular signal transduction; axon guidance. Gene Ontology annotation, molecular function: protein binding; guanyl-nucleotide exchange factor activity.